GAUAAGCAAGAGUCGUACCGCGACAGUAUACAGGCCAACGAAGUACGAUUUGUACGCGAUCACUGUUCACUAAGUCGUUUAUCGUGUUAUAUCAGAAUAUCUAAUUGUCCAUCAUAUCUACAGUGUCUCGUGUCUGAAUGCCGCUAGUGUUUCACCUUAUCUCGUGUAUUUAAAUAUCUUGCCGUCAUCAGCUCCAUCGUUUUACACAAAAACAAGAUUCCCGCCGCGCCUCCUAUCCCUAAUCAGUUUUCGAAACAAGUCGUCGGGGAUUAUUCCAUACAUCUGUAUCACGACAAAUAGAACGGAAGCGAUAUCCUCACGCGUUUCUUCUGCUCGUUCUCUGAAAGCAAGCAUGGUGAGAAUAAAUGAUUCAAUUUGAUAUCGUUAUCGCUGAUUAGUGACAAUACAUAUUGUAUCUUGGCGAUCUUGCAUCGUGUUUGAAGAGAUUGAAAAAUCCCUCGCAUCGUUCAUUCUGAGCAUUCUCCGAUACAGGGACAAUAGGAUUUCACGCGAGAUUGCAUAUUGUGGCGACCAUCAUCGUUCGGAGAAAGUACGAAAUCAAUUAUCGUGAAACAUCUGUGCGGCAGCUCGCGCUAACUCGAGGUAGCGUAAGACAAUUUUGCAUGGGCAUCGUCAUCCCGUCAAGAACGGAAGCGCGGUGCCGAUAAUUCUACGAGACUGGCAUCUCUAAAGUCGACCCGAGAAAACGAUCCGGCGUCUCGAUGGUGGAGUGUACUAAUGUUAUAUAAUAGCAUGCAGUUCGCAUAUCGCUACACGUGGAAUCGAGAGAUCAUCGUCAACUCCCAGAAGCUCGUCAAAAGACGUUGAUUAUCGGUCAAAUCCGUCACCAUUGCAUGCGGGAGGAUCACACACGUUCUUCUUGUUUGUAUGAGCUGCGACAAGCUACCGAAGGAACGAUCAUAUUGGCAUCAUCGACUUUUCCUAAAACUACGUUAGAUACACUAUACUCUAAAUCCAACAAUCUCCCUCCUCUUCCUCAACAAAGAAAACACCGUGCUACGCGCGAUUGCUAUGGCCGCUUUAUGUUACAGUGAACCCUUCUCAGAUUGGCUGGAGGAAAAAAUAGACCUGCCCAUAUUCGAACAACUACCUGUUCCCGAGAACGGUCAAAAUAAAUCACUGCCAGUCAUCUAUCCGACUAUCGUGAAAGCGCAGCAGCAGCAGCAGCAACAACACGAUAAUACGCAGACCCUUUUGCAAGAGUUCGAAACAGUUUUGGGAGAUGUCGAGGCUUGCCAUCAGAUCGUUCCGCCGACCUGCUCCACGCUCACUCCUCCGCAAUCACCCUCUCAUAAAGUGAUUAAUGUGGACACACAGUUGUUGGUCACCCUGCAACCCGUUCAACAACCUCUGUUCGCUGGCAACCAUUCAAUAUACAACAUUGUUCCAGCGGAAGAACCACUGUACGUGAAUGAUACAGCUCGUCAGUGGAGUGCCGAAGACAUAUCAUUGAGUUCGCUCGGUGGAGAUGUUGCGAACGACUUAGCAGUAGUGGACGAAUACGUUCGCUCGCAUACCAAGGAUAUACCAUCUCCAUCAAGUCCAUGCACCAGCUCUGGUGGCAGUUGCAUUUCUACUGAAGAUUCCGCUGAUGAUCCCGAUUGGAGUUUUGAAUCCGAAAGAAAAAGCUUGAAACAAGUUCACAACUCUUCGAAAAAUCGCCAUAAACCUUAUUCUCGACCGUCUCUCGAGGACAAAAAAGUGCGAAAGAAAGAGCAGAAUAAGAACGCGGCUACACGCUACAGACAAAAGAAAAAGCAAGAAAUUAAAGAAAUACAAGGCGAAGAGCGCGAGCUCACAGAUCAUAACGAGAAGUUGAAAAAUCAAAUAAAAGAUCUGCAACGGGAGAUAGGAUAUCUAAAGGGAUUGAUGAGAGAUUUGUUUAAGGCUAAGGGUCUUCUUAAAUAAUCCAUUCGUGAAAAAUCUUAAUAUUUUUGUCAUUUGUAUAUUUUACUUAUUGUUAGAUAUAUAAUUAAUUUUACUUAGAUUUGUACGCGUUUUUUGGCACUAACUCUAUUUUACAAUCAUACUAAUGACUACCUGUAACUACUGUUUCAUAUAUUAUUUGUGUGCAAUUUUCUUAUUUUUUAAUAUCUUUAAUAUACGUUUUAUGUGCAAACAUAUAUUGUACAAUUUAUAUAUAACCGCAGCUUUUUAAGAAAUCUAUAAGUUUAUCGUUAGAAUAAAAGAAGUGUAACUCGAUUUAGUAAAGAAUGGUCCAUCAUCAACAUCGGCAAACGUGGUGCAUUAGAUAACGCGUAUAAAUUGCGGAAUAUGCGGGUUUAUGAAGUUCUAACUACAGGAAACCUGCUGUCUGUGCACAUUCUACGAAUUAUCUAGCAUAUCGCUCUCUGAUGCAAAUCUUUCCAUUCCGAUUAACUUUUAUGUUCUAUUGCAUAAUAAUAUUUUCGUACAACAAAUUAUGUAGUGAACAAUAAAUGGAUUCUACAAAACAA
Messenger RNA from Cataglyphis hispanica, 2477 nucleotides. RefSeq names its product activating transcription factor of chaperone (gene crc). The coding region runs from base 1033 to 1929 and encodes 298 amino acids. Gene Ontology annotation, molecular function: RNA polymerase II transcription regulatory region sequence-specific DNA binding; DNA-binding transcription activator activity, RNA polymerase II-specific. The transcript is spliced from 2 exons. The record is from RefSeq and is a predicted model, not a curated record. NCBI's taxonomy places the organism in Eukaryota, Metazoa, Arthropoda, Insecta, Hymenoptera, Formicidae. Gene Ontology annotation, biological process: regulation of transcription by RNA polymerase II. Gene Ontology annotation, cellular component: nucleus.